Molecule: messenger RNA, 2520 nt
Organism: Podarcis muralis (Common wall lizard)
Lineage: Eukaryota; Metazoa; Chordata; Lepidosauria; Squamata; Lacertidae
Gene: MBD2
Product: methyl-CpG binding domain protein 2
Biological process (GO): negative regulation of transcription by RNA polymerase II; DNA methylation-dependent constitutive heterochromatin formation
Cellular component (GO): nucleus
Molecular function (GO): methyl-CpG binding
Source: RefSeq, a predicted model, not a curated record
AGCCGGGCAGCCUCUAACACUACCUCGGAGGGCGGCGCUGCGCAGCCCAUUCGCCUCCUCUCUGCCGUCCGCGGCGAGGGGCGCGCGUAAAGUUGGAGCGCGGAGGGAAGGGGAGGCGGUCUUCCGGGCCGAGCCGGGUGCGUGUGCCCGGCUGGCUCGUCUGGGGGGCGGGCGCUUGGCUGGCUGGCUGGCGUGCCGCCCCCCUCCCCUCCCCGCCCUCUUUGGCUGCGCCGCGCGGGCUCUAUGACCCCGAGGUUCCGAGCGCCGAUGACACGGAUUCCGAGGCUCAGUUACGGAAGCAGCAGCAAGAGGAGGCGGAGAAGCAGGCGCUCCCGCGGCCGUCGCCGCCGCCGCCACCGGGCAAAAGGAGAGCGCUGCGCGCGCAGCAGCCCCAACUCUGCCUCCCAGCUCUGGCCGACGGAGUUCAGCGGCGCAGGAGGAGCAGGAGCAGCAGGCGCGGAGCGUCGCCGCCGCUGAACAGGAGCCUCGACGGGCGGCCGCUGAGCGGGUCUCUCCGGCGCCCCUCGCCUGCCCAGCCUCCGGCCGGCCGGCCUCCUCCCCCGGCCAAGGAGCCGCCGAACGAGCCGGCCAGGCAGCCGGACAGCAGGCCUCGCUUGCUCCGGAGCAACUCUCUUCUUGGGCUCCGUCGGAGGGGCGCCGCCGCCCAGCCCCGCGCAUGGAGAAGCGGGGGAAGCGGGUGGACUGCCCGGCGCUGCCUCCCGGGUGGAAGAAGGAGGAGGUCAUCCGGAAAUCGGGGCUCAGCGCCGGCAAGAGCGAUGUCUACUAUUUCAGUCCGAGUGGGAAGAAAUUCCGAAGCAAGCCCCAGUUGUCGAGAUACUUGGGGAACACUGUUGACCUCAGCAGUUUUGACUUCAGGACAGGGAAGAUGAUGCCUAGUAAAUUACAGAAGAACAAGCAGAGGUUAAGGAACGAUUCGCUCAGUCAAAACAAGGGCAAACCAGAUUUAAACACAACACUGCCAAUCAGACAAACGGCGUCUAUUUUUAAACAGCCGGUCACCAAAGUUACCAACCAUCCUAGCAACAAAGUGAAGUCCGAUCCACAGAGAGUGAUUGAACAGCCCAGACAGCUUUUCUGGGAGAAGAGGCUGCAAGGCUUGAGCGCGUCAGAUGUGAGCGAGCAGAUCAUAAAAUCCAUGGAGCUGCCAAAAGGCCUUCAAGGGGUUGGCCCGGGGAACAACGACGACACCCUCCUGUCUGCCGUCGCCAGCGCACUGCACACGAGUUCUGCCCCCAUCACAGGGCAGCUCUCUGCCGCCGUUGAGAAGAACCCAGCUGUGUGGCUGAACACCUCCCAACCUCUCUGCAAAGCCUUCAUCGUCACGGACGAGGACAUUAGGAAACAAGAAGAGCGAGUACAGCAGGUACGGAAAAAGCUGGAGGAGGCGCUAAUGGCAGACAUCUUGUCGCGAGCUGCAGAUACAGCUGACUUGGACGAGGUUGAGAUGGACGAUGGCGAAGAAGCAUAAGAGGCAAAAGCAUCAGGUACUUAAAACAGAAUUAUCCCCAGAAGAAAUUCCUGGAAGCUGAAGGCGCUUUUUUUGUGUUUUGUUUUCCAUUGGUCUUUUAUGAAAAGAAGAAAAGGACCUGUGCACAUUUAUAUAGCUUUCUAAUAGCAUUAAAAACCAAUGCCUUUUUUGGGCUCUUUUUUAUGUAUAUAUCUUGGGGGGGGGGGCAGGAGGAAACAGAGAGACCAAGAAAGAAAAAGGAAAACCCACUUUUAAAAAGUUUGUGUCUUAACGACUUCAAAAGUCUUGUUUUUUAUUUUUAUUUUUUUGUUACGUCAGACAAUUCCCUAAACCCAAAGCUGAGCUUUCAACGCUAGGCUGCAAUCUGGAACUGUAUGACUAGCACUAAAUAUUUAGGGUCCCCCCCCCUUCUUCUCUCUCUCUCUCUCCUCCUUUUGUGUGGAUGUAUGUGUGGUGGUAAGAAUGGAUCAGGCAAACGGAAUGUUCGCUCCCGAUUUAAAAAGAAAGAAAGAAGUCUAUUGUGACAUCUGUUGUACAUAUAUUGUAUAAAAGAUUUUUUUUAUAUACCGGAGUUGAGUGGAAACAUCUGUAAAUUGACCCAUCGCCACCCCUUCUCUAAAAGAGAAAUAAAUAAUUAUAUUCGGAGCAACUAAAUUUGUAGACUGUGAUGCACUAUAAUUAAGUGGAAAUUAUAGGCACCCGUGCCCAGAUCGCCAGAUGGAUCGGUGGGCAGAGGAAUAAGGGCGUUAAGUGAGUGGACUGUAUCCAAGACACCCGGGUUCAAGUCAGUGACUUUGAUUUGCACUUCUUAAGGGCCCAAAUGGGGAUUUGGCAUCCCCAGCCGAGGCAACUAUCCUAAAUUCAGCGGGAACUGGAUGAGCACUGUGAUGCGAGUAUGAAUGCACACACCUGCCGAGUGUGUGCGGAUCAGCCUCAGUUCUCCAUUUGUGAAAUGGGAAUGACUGACCUACCUCACAGGGUUGUUGUGAGGAUGAACCUAAUAAAGAUUGUAAAGCACUUUUCAAAUGAAA